This is a messenger RNA of Apus apus (common swift), 4327 nucleotides long. RefSeq names its product potassium channel tetramerization domain containing 10 (gene KCTD10). Bases 57 to 1001 code for a protein of 314 amino acids. Lineage: Eukaryota; Metazoa; Chordata; Aves; Apodiformes; Apodidae. Gene Ontology annotation, biological process: protein ubiquitination; proteasome-mediated ubiquitin-dependent protein catabolic process; protein homooligomerization. The transcript is spliced from 7 exons. Gene Ontology annotation, cellular component: Cul3-RING ubiquitin ligase complex. The record is from RefSeq and is a predicted model, not a curated record. Gene Ontology annotation, molecular function: protein binding; ubiquitin-protein transferase activity.
AGUGCCCCCGCCCGGCGCUGCCGCUCGCUCGGUCUGAGGGGCCGCGCUCGCCGUUCAUGGAAGAGAUGUCAGGAGAAAGCGUGGUGAGCUCAGCGGUGCCAGCAGCGGCCACUCGCACCACCUCCUUCAAGGGGACCAGCCCCAGCUCCAAGUAUGUCAAGCUGAACAUCGGGGGGGCCCUCUACUACACCACCAUGCAGACACUGACCAAGCAGGACACCAUGCUCAAGGCCAUGUUCAGUGGCAGGAUGGAAGUGCUGACGGACAGUGAAGGCUGGAUCCUGAUCGACCGCUGUGGGAAGCACUUUGGGACAAUCCUGAACUACCUGCGGGACGGGGCUGUGCCGCUCCCCGAGAGCCGCAGGGAGAUCGAGGAGCUGUUGGCUGAAGCCAAGUACUACCUGGUGCAGGGGCUGGUGGACGAGUGCCAGGCAGCCUUGCAGCAGAACAAAGAUGCGUACGAGCCCUUCUGCAAGGUGCCAGUCAUCACCUCUUCCAAAGAGGAGCAGAAGCUUAUUGCCACUUCCAACAAGCCAGCAGUGAAGUUGCUGUAUAACAGAAGCAACAACAAAUAUUCCUACACCAGCAACUCUGAUGACAACAUGCUGAAGAACAUCGAGCUCUUUGACAAGCUGUCCCUGAGGUUCAAUGGCAGAGUGCUCUUCAUCAAAGAUGUGAUUGGGGACGAGAUCUGCUGCUGGUCCUUCUACGGGCAGGGGCGGAAGAUCGCCGAGGUCUGCUGCACCUCCAUUGUUUAUGCUACUGAGAAGAAGCAGACAAAGGUGGAGUUCCCAGAAGCCCGCAUCUACGAGGAGACACUGAACAUCCUGCUGUACGAGUCCCAGGAUGGGAGGGGACCUGACAACGCGCUCCUGGAGGCCACUGGAGGGGCAGCAGGUCGGUCCCACCACCUGGAGGAGGAUGAGGAGCGGGAGCGCAUCGAGCGCGUGCGCAGGAUCCACAUCAAGCGCCCGGAUGACAGAGCCCACCUGCACCAGUGAGCUGCCCUUCCCCCAGGGGGGGCUGCCCUUCCUCUGACCCAGGACCUGCAGCAGAGCACCAGGUGGUUUAACUUCUGCUCAGCAAAGUCUGUAAAUUACUUUUGUAACAAACUAGAUGAUUUGGGGUAUUUAAAUGCAGUAGUUCUAGGGCAAGAAUAAGUGAGGUUGCUGGGCAUACGAUGGGUACUGUGAGGACCUGUUGAGCACCUGGAGAAAUGCCCUGAAUUGUUAGCACUCAUUGUCUUUGCUAUUUUGUGGCUAGGGAGGAAGAGGCUUCCUUUGGAUUAGUAGUUAUCCUGCACUUUAAAAAAAAAAACAACAAAAGAACAAACCACCACCAAGGAAAGGUCAGUCAGCUGUGCACCCCCCUCAGGGCACCCACUGCCCUUGCCUCCUCCUGGGCGUUCUGCCAUGGGAGAAAUGCAGGUCUGAUCACACCAGAGCUGCUGCAGAGCUCCCUUUCUCCCAGGGUGGUGGCUCAGGAGAGCCUCACCAUGAUGCCCAGGAGAAGGGCUCCAUGCUGACCUGUUCCUGUAGUGCUGGGGGAGCAGGGAGGCUGCUUGGGCUGUGGCUCUGGCUCCCUGCAGCUCAUGGGACCUGCUCCUCCAAGGGCUCAGUGGAGCUGCUGCAGCCCUGAGCUGGGAGCCCCACCUGCUGUAGCCAAGGGGUUUGGUUGCAAUUCCUCCAAAAGGAGAACGAGGAGCAAAUUCUCUGAUUGCUUUUCCUGAGGGUGGUGGGGCUGCCUGUUAGUGCUUAGAACUUCUGUCUGGCCCCAGAUCUCAGCUGGGGGGUUGGUUCCAUGGGACCACAGGGCCCUGAGCUCAUUGUGGGCAGCCCCCCUGCCAGUCCAGCCCUGCUUGGUUCUGUGACCCCCACAGGAGCACUGCCUUGCUCAGAGCCAGGGCAGCAGCAGUGCUGUGGGGAGAAGCAGUCACCAGUGGCCUAGAGGUGGUUAUUCCUUGUUUGACUUUCCCUGAGCAUAUUCCAAGUCCUUUCAGAAAUGGCAGCUGUGUGUGGAAGGGUAGAGCUAAAAUGUUUUGCAGAGAAGACCUAUGUAGUCUAGUUUCUAAGAGUACUUGUCUAUUAUAAUGAAUAUUUUAUCUACCUCCUAGUCUCUUGUUGCCUGUUGUGGAGUCAAGUAUCAAUUACAGCAGGAGAUGGUGUGUUAUUCCAUAGGGCUGGAUAGCACAGGAUAAUGAACAGAGCCACAGCUGGGAUGGGUAAUGUCACAAAUCCUGAGAGGGAGAGAAACCCAAGGUAGGAAGUCUUAUCCUCACCAUCAGGCUGGCACCUUGGCAGACACCAGAGAACUUUGGCCUUUUCUAGAGGUUUUUGACCCUUCAGCUGGAGUGUCUUGCACUGGCCUUGCUGGCCAGACCUCUCACACAGGGCAGCAGCUCCAUGUUCCUGUUCCUCAGCCAGGGGGGUGUUUGGUUUUUCCCAACUUCCUGCUGCAGGGAUUCCUGCUCGUGGUCAGAGCUGCUAAUGCCAUGUUAAGGCUGUUGAAACCAAAGUUGUGAGCAUCACCAGCCAUGUUACCCCAGUGUUGCUGUUCCAAACAGCAGCUACAGCCCAGCCCAGGUGUAGCUUGUCUGUGGAGGAUAAAAUAAAGCACCAAGUGUUUUUGCUCAGUGAUCAGAUUCUGAAUCAUCAGGUAAAGCUAAAAAGAUGUCAAAGUUAGGCUGAGGUCAUCAUUUUACUAACCAAAGAGUUCUCUAAGUUACAGACAGCUCUGGCAGGUGUGUUGGGGUGGUUGUACCUGUCUCCUCUAGUCUUUCUUCUGCAGCUACUCAUUGAUUGGCAAGAGCUUAGCAGGGACAGAUGUGUCAGUUAUUCUGUAUUUCAGCAGCUUUGGUCACAUUGUGGCAGUUGAGGCUGCUCUUUCAUCUCUGCUUGCACAUGUCUGCAGCAUCCCUCAGGUCUGUACAAGCCCACAGUGCAGACUGGGGGGUGCAGGGCCCAGGGCCUCUCCCUGCUUCCCUUCCUGGUGUGAUAAGCUCAGGGUGGAUGGGAAGUCCCCUGCCCUGCUGUGUCCCCAGCACUGUGCACUCUGACACUCAGGAGGGGGCUUUGGAGAGUGGGGAGGUCCUGAGCAGCUCUAACAGCCCUGCUGCCCUCCCAGCUGUGCUCUGGAAAGCCCUGCAGCCUGACAGCCCCUCCGUGCUCCUGGAAAAGGAAACACCAGCCCAUUACUGUAGAACAUGCUGACAGUCCUGCAGCCACCCCUGCUCACUUCAUUAAUGCUAACGAGCUGGCUCUGUCCCCAGGCAGCUGUACCCUCCCUGCUGCACUGCCCCUGUCCCCCCUCAGUGCCAGGGAGGCUCCAGCCCCCCAGCAGUGGUGCAGUCCUGUCCUGUGUUGCAGGAGCAGGUUCAGCUCCAGGAGGUGACAGGUGUUGACUCCAGUGCUAAGCACCUGACAGGUCACAUCUAUGUGAUUAACUUCUCUGUAAAUAGGUUCUUAACUGGCUCCAGGAUUUCCUUUCACAUUUUGCAAACUGGGUUUGUAGAAACCAGGGGGAUGGUUCUUUUUAAUCUUUGUACAACAGUUUGUAGCCCUUUGGGGUUGGUGAGUCACUCCAGGAGAGUUUAAGUUUCAGUUUUGUUAUUGCAUUUCUGGGCAGACUCUGCCUUAACACACUCCUGACUUAACCUUGUGUGUGCUGAAGAUGUUCUGCUGUUGUGUGACCGUCCUUUACCUGCUGGCCACUUGUCCAUGGUCUGUGGAGAGAGACUUUGUUAAUGCCAUUGCACAAAAUCUCUUGAGCAUUGUUACUGUAAAUGGUUUUGCCUCUGCAGCUUUGGGUGAAGAUAGGGAGCAGGGCAGCUGGCCUGGGCACCAGCAGCUCUUCAGGUUACCUAGUGCUGCCUCCUGGUAAUGGGCAGUUAACAAUGGUCAUGUCUGCUCUGGUUCUCCAGCACCCACAGCAGACUCUGGUGGUGACAGUACAGCAGAGUAGAGCAGACUAGAAACCUUACUUGUGGAAGUGAUUUUUGUCCAUCAGCAAAAUGCAGAAAAGCUGGAGUGCACUCUGCAGGUGCCACAAGUGGAGGCAAGAGCUGCCCACCAGCCCCUGUGCUGCUGCAGGACCACCCAGUGAGGGGGGCUCCAGCCUCACCUUGGAGCAAAGGGGAGGCAGAACUUGUCAGUCCUGGUGGAGUUGUUCCUUUCUGUGGACAAGAGCAGCACAUCUGUCUGUUCUGUACAAUCAUUCCCUCCCACCUUCUACUUCUGUACAAAAAAGCUUAAGCUGGAUUUCAGUGUAUGGUUGAUGUUUGCAAUAUAUACUUUUUUUAAACUAUAACACAAUAAAUUAGAAGAUAUUU